CUUAACGUACACUUGCCGGGCCAACCGGAACUGUCCCAUCGACCAGCACCACCGCAACCAGUGCCAAUACUGCCGCCUCAAGAAGUGCCUCAAAGUGGGCAUGAGGCGGGAAGUUCAGCGAGGAAGGAUGCCUCCGAGUCAGCCGAACCCGGGCCAGUACGCGCUGACCAACGGCGACCCCUUGAACGGGCACUGCUACCUGUCGGGUUACAUCUCGCUGCUGCUGCGGGCCGAGCCUUACCCGACGUCCCGCUACGGGAGCCAGUGCAUGCAGCCCAACAACAUCAUGGGCAUCGAGAACAUCUGCGAGCUGGCGGCGCGGCUGCUCUUCAGCGCCGUCGAGUGGGCCCGCAACAUCCCUUUCUUCCCGGACCUGCAGAUCACCGACCAGGUGGCCCUGCUGCGCCUCACCUGGAGCGAGCUCUUCGUCCUCAACGCCGCCCAGUGCUCCAUGCCCCUGCACGUGGCCCCGCUCCUGGCCGCCGCCGGCCUCCACGCCUCGCCCAUGUCCGCCGACCGCGUGGUGGCCUUCAUGGACCACAUCCGCAUCUUCCAGGAGCAAGUGGAGAAGCUGAAGGCGCUGCACGUCGACUCCGCCGAGUACAGCUGCCUCAAAGCCAUCGUCCUCUUCACGUCAGAUGCCUGUGGCCUGUCGGACGCGGCGCACAUCGAAAGCCUGCAGGAGAAAUCCCAGUGCGCCCUGGAGGAAUACGUGCGGAGCCAGUACCCCAAUCAGCCCAGCCGCUUCGGGAAACUGCUCCUCCGGCUGCCUUCGCUGCGCACCGUCUCCUCGUCGGUCAUCGAGCAGCUCUUCUUCGUCCGCUUGGUAGGUAAAACCCCCAUCGAGACGCUCAUCCGAGACAUGCUGCUCUCCGGCAGCAGCUUCAACUGGCCUUACAUGUCCAUCCAGUGUUCCUAGAGCACGACGCCUCGGGGCCUCCCUCGCCUAGAGACCCGGCGGACAGGCCUCCAGCGGCGCCAUAAACCGGCCCAGUCCACCCCGGGGGCGCGCACACAGCUGGGUGGGGUGGGGUGUCCCGAGAGAGAGAGUGAGAAAGAAAGAAAGAAAGAAAAGAGGGAGAGGGAGAGGGAGCGA
This is a messenger RNA of Pogona vitticeps (central bearded dragon), 1096 nucleotides long. The record is from RefSeq and is a predicted model, not a curated record. Lineage: Eukaryota; Metazoa; Chordata; Lepidosauria; Squamata; Agamidae.